Molecule: messenger RNA, 1679 nt
Organism: Mugil cephalus (flathead mullet)
Lineage: Eukaryota; Metazoa; Chordata; Actinopteri; Mugiliformes; Mugilidae
Gene: ctsz
Product: cathepsin Z
Exons: 6
Coding region: 132-1043 (303 amino acids)
Cellular component (GO): lysosome
Molecular function (GO): cysteine-type endopeptidase activity
Source: RefSeq, a predicted model, not a curated record
GCUCUCGGUCCCGGUGAUUGGUAGGUAAGUAGGCAGUCUACCAGUAUCUAGUCCUCCUCUGCUCCGGACAACAGCAGCGGUCACAUCUCCUGUCUUCUUCCCACUGAGUGAAGCCCUGCUCGCUGCCAGAGAUGGCUCGGACCGCCGUGGUUGUCCUCCUGUUUUCGGUCGUGCUGUCCGUUGUGUCUGCCGGAGUUUUUUUCAACCCGAAGGAGCCUUGUUAUGUUCGCAAACCGAGGAAAGACGGCGUCGGAGUGAGGACCGUGCCUCGUCCUCAUGAGUAUUUGAACAUUGCUGACCUGCCCAAGGAGUGGGACUGGAGGAACAUCAAAGGCAUCAACUACGUCAGCACGACUCGCAACCAGCACAUUCCCCAGUACUGUGGCUCAUGCUGGGCACAUGGCAGCACCAGUGCCAUGGCAGAUCGCAUCAACAUCAAGCGGAAAGGAGCGUGGCCAUCGGCCUACCUCUCUGUCCAGCAUGUGAUUGACUGCGGUAAUGCAGGCUCCUGCCAUGGAGGAGAUCAUACCGGAGUUUGGGAGUACGCCAACACACACGGCAUCCCUGAUGAGACGUGCAACAACUACCAGGCUAAAGACCAGGAAUGCAAGCCCUUCAACCAGUGUGGCACCUGCACCACCUUCGGAGUGUGCAAUAUUGUCAGCAACUUCACUCUAUGGAAAGUGGGAGAUUAUGGAUCCGUUAAUGGGAGAGAGAAGAUGAUGGCAGAGAUUUACGCUAGAGGACCGAUCAGCUGUGGGAUCAUGGCUACAGAUAAGCUGGAUGCGUACACUGGAGGUGUCUACUCUGAAUACCAGGACGAGGCUUUCAUCAACCACAUCGUGUCAGUGGCAGGAUGGGGAGUGGAAAACGGCGUUGAAUACUGGAUCGUUCGCAACUCCUGGGGAGAGCCGUGGGGUGAGAAAGGCUGGCUCAGGAUCGUGACCAGCGCCUACAAGGGAGGUAGCGGUAGCCAUUACAACCUGGCUUUGGAGGAGGACUGCAUGUAUGGAGACCCAAUUGUCCCUAAGGGCUACCACUAGAGCCUGCACACGCCCAUAUCUUUCUGUCUGGGGUGGAGAGAAGCUUUUUAUAUAGUGAUGAUGAAAAAGGGAAUGAAUUCAGGGUUUUAUUUUAUUUUUUUUAGGAAAUUAUUUCUAAACUUGUAAUCAGUGCCGUGCUCACAUUUGAUGCAGAUGAUCCAAUUUCUACCACAGGACAGGAGGUCUGUAGGCUGUUUAACAGCCACAAACUUAAUCAAUGGGAGGAGCAACACUCAUCAGUACAACUCAUUUCUAUGCUACAAGAGACAUAAACACUGCAUGCUCAGUUAUAGCAUUAUAGACACUGAGUUUACUUUUUUACAUUAGGAGGAUAUGGAAGUUUUUUUGUGAGAUAUAAAUGCAAACUUAGCCAAAGAACACAGUGAUGAGUUUAUUCUGUGCUGCUGCACUGCUGAAUACUUUCAGUGUGUGGUGUCAACACUUCCAAAGAUAUUGCACUACACAGUUUUUGAUUUCAAUGCACUGAGGAAAAUAAAACAAUGUGCCUUAUAUGCACUUGAUUUCCAGUAGAGAUUAAUAAAAAAGUCCUGUUUGUUUUUCACACUGAUUAAUUUUAGUACUAAUCAGAAUAUUUGCUUUGUUGCCGUCUGUGCCAAUAAACACAAUACUUCGCAC